Molecule: messenger RNA, 873 nt
Organism: Saprolegnia parasitica CBS 223.65
Lineage: Eukaryota; Oomycota; Saprolegniomycetes; Saprolegniales; Saprolegniaceae
Exons: 2
Coding region: 1-873 (290 amino acids)
Source: RefSeq, a predicted model, not a curated record
AUGGCGCUGGCCGCGAUCUUGGCCGUCGGGACGAGCCUCGGCGCCGGCCUCCGCGUGCUCUGCCUUCCCGACGACGACGCCCGCUACGACCUGACGACGACCACGAAGCGCGAGCGGCAGCUAAAGACGACGGCGAGCUGCUCCGUGUGCUCGGCGUCGAUCGACCCGACGCUCGUCGCGCUCUCGUCCGGGCUCUGCGUUCCGUGCAGCUACAAGACGAUUCCGAUGCUGGACGACGAUACGACCGAGCAAGGCGAGUACUCGGACCCGGGUGGGAUGGACGUCGACCUCGCCGACAUUGUCGACCCAGCGUGCGACGCGGCGGACGAAGCCUUGGCGCUGCUCCAGGACGUGCUCGACGUCGUGGAGCGCGUGCCCGCGAUGGGUGCCGACGUCGAUAGCCUCCUCGCGAGUGUUCGCGACUUGUUGCGCUUGAUAGAAUCCGACCACCGCGCUGUCGUUGGGACGCUCCACGAUAUCUCGCAGGCGCUGGCGUCGCUCGCCGAAUGCGUUCCGGUCGAGUGGCAAGACCAUGUCGAGAUGCUCGAGAUGAACGACAGCGAUGGCCGUCGGCGGCUUUGCUUGGCCGGCACGCUCCACCACCUCGUGGCCUGCGCCAAGCGGUAUGGCCUCGAGAGCCACCGGUCGUCCGUGAUCAUGAACGACCUCGAAAUCAUCGCCGAGACCAUUGAAGAGGCGCCAAGCGAACUCGUACACGGGCUCGACUACUUUGCCAAGACGCUGGAUGCGCUGCACGAGUACGAAGCCGCGCUCACCGAGGCCGGGCAGUGGCCCAGCGUCCUCGAGUGUACGGACGCGCUCGAGUCCCUUACGCUCGACGUGGGCAUUCUCUACGGUGACUGGCCCGUGUGA